UUAGCAAUUUAAUAACGAGUGGGAUCAGAAAAAGCAACGCUGUCAAUUAGCAACGAGUAACGAGUUGACUCGUCGGUGUUCAUCUGUCAGGUGGGAAGCAGACAUUUUCUUCUUAAGUGUCUUUCUCGUGCCCGUAAUAGGUGCUGUCUGUAUUUCGAAAGAAUUCACCGAAACAGCGAAAAGUAACAUAAUCCAUAAUGUUCUCAUCACUGUUCGAAGCUGCCAAAAAUUCGCCAUUGCGUACUCCAUUUACUAAAGUCCAAUGCGACACCACCGGUAAGUCAGCGACUGGCCCCGUGCCCGGACGCCAGAUUCAAGCAGCUGCAACACCUAGCGGUGAUUCGUGCGAAUUCGGCAGCAACAAAUACUUUGCGCUAUGCGGUGUUGGUGGCAUCCUGUCCUGCGGUACUACGCACACCUUCGUCGUACCGUUGGAUUUGGUUAAAUGCCGUCUGCAAGUUGACCCCAAAAAGUACAAGAAUUUGAUCAACGGCUUCAAGGUUACCAUUGCUGAGGAAGGCGCACGUGGUCUGGCUAAGGGCUGGGCACCAACAUUCUUCGGCUACUCAGCACAGGGUCUAUGCAAGUUCGGUCUCUAUGAAGUCUUCAAAGUGUACUACUCCAACAUCUUGGGUGAAGAGAACUCAUACUUGUACCGUACCUGGUUGUACUUGGCUGCCUCUGCUUCGGCUGAAUUCUUCGCUGAUAUUGCUUUGGCUCCUAUGGAAGCUGCCAAGGUCAAGAUCCAGACCACUCCUGGCUUUGCCAACAAUCUGCGUGAGGCUUUGCCAAAGAUGAUCAGGGAUGAGGGUGUCACUGCCUUCUACAAGGGUCUGGUGCCAUUGUGGAUGCGUCAAAUCCCAUACACCAUGAUGAAGUUCGCCUGCUUCGAACGCACCGUGGAAUUGUUGUACAAACACGUUGUACCUAAGCCACGUGUCGACUGCACCAAGGGUGAACAGUUGGUGGUGACAUUCGCUGCUGGUUACAUUGCUGGUGUCUUCUGCGCCAUCGUAUCGCAUCCCGCUGAUGUGGUCGUUUCGAAAUUGAACCAAGCCAAGGGCUCCACCGCCAUCCAAGUGGCUAAAUCGCUUGGCUUCAUGGGUAUGUGGAACGGUCUGACACCACGUAUCAUCAUGAUUGGUACACUCACUGCCCUGCAAUGGUUCAUCUACGACGGUGUCAAGGUCGCCUUGGCUCUGCCACGUCCACCACCACCAGAGAUGCCAGCUUCCCUCAAGGCCAAACUCGAGGGCUCACAGUAAAUCAAUUUUAGUUUUAACUCAUCAGCAAACUACAAUACGUAUCUAAAUUAAAUAAGUUCAGCCAGCGAUAUUAAAGUGAGACGCCAUUAAGUGGUCACAGUUACACAGUAGUUAAGAAGACGCAAGCAAGUAUAGCAAGUUUACCACAACAGUACGAUCGAAAGCAGUGAAUAUAUAUACAUACAAACAUUGGCUCGGACACGCGUAACGGCGCAUUUAAUGGGGGGGCAAUGAAAGCAGCAAGACGAAAGACGACGAUACAUUUCCAAAACUGCUAAAAACUUAGUGUUUAAGGUGAAAAGUGAAAAGUGUUGAAAAACUAUGGAAUUUUACUAUAGGUUAAUUCUCAAAGCAUUUACAGCAACAUAAUUCUGGCAUUCCAGUGGGUAAUGUAAAUGUGCCUCUCGCAACUUUGCAUUUCUUAAAUAUUAAACUAUUGACUAAUUGCAAAGUACAUUCUGUAUUUCUUACUAUUUAACUACUUGUUUUCCAAUUUUCCAAAUCCUGCACUUGUAAAGCCUUGUUAAACGUAUUUAAACUAAAAAGAAUUCUAUUUGUGUGCGAGCAGUUAAGCCAAGUGUAAAGAAUUAUGUAAAAUUUACUAACGAUUAUUGUAACACAUGCUUAGCGGCAUUAAGUUAAAAUUUUGAAAUUAUGUAUCGUUUUAGCCACAAAAGUGCUGUCGUGUAUUUUGUAAACCCCGCUAAACAGCGUUGCUAACGUUGUCCGAAAAAAUAUAGUAAAAUAUUCAAAACUAA
Molecule: messenger RNA, 2023 nt
Organism: Zeugodacus cucurbitae (melon fly)
Lineage: Eukaryota; Metazoa; Arthropoda; Insecta; Diptera; Tephritidae
Gene: Mpcp2
Product: phosphate carrier protein, mitochondrial
Exons: 4
Coding region: 198-1265 (355 amino acids)
Biological process (GO): mitochondrial phosphate ion transmembrane transport
Cellular component (GO): mitochondrial inner membrane
Molecular function (GO): phosphate transmembrane transporter activity
Source: RefSeq, a predicted model, not a curated record